AUGCCUAAGGACAGCAAGUUGUAUGAUCUGUUAGGUGUUUCACCAACUGCAACGGAGGCAGAACUUAAGAAAGCAUACAAAGUUGGGGCUUUGAAGCAUCAUCCAGAUAAGAAUCAGCACAACCCAGACGCCGAGGAAAAGUUCAAGGAGAUCUCGCGUGCAUACGAAAUUCUUUCCGAUCCUCAGAAGCGCCAAAUCUAUGACCAAUAUGGCGAAGAAGGAUUGGAGGGUGGUGGUGGAGCAGGUGGAAUGAACGCCGAGGACUUGUUCUCGCAAUUCUUCGGCGGUGGCUCUGCAUUUGGCGGUGGUGGUUUUGGCGGUAUGUUUGGUGGUGGUGGUAUGCAACAACGUGGCCCACCAAAGGCUCGUACCAUUCAUCACGUUCACAAAGUUUCGCUCGAAGAUAUCUACCGCGGAAAAGUCUCCAAACUCGCCCUUCAGAAAUCCGUCAUCUGCCCCAAGUGUGAUGGACGUGGUGGAAAGGAAGGUGCCGUUAAGAAGUGCGCUGGAUGUGACGGCCAUGGUAUGAAGACAAUGAUGCGCCAAAUGGGUCCCAUGAUCCAGCGUUUCCAGACGGUCUGCCCUGAUUGUAAUGGAGAGGGAGAGAUAAUUCGUGAAAAGGAUAAGUGCAAGGGUUGCAAUGGUAAAAAGACUACCGUUGAAAGAAAAGUGUUACACGUUCAUGUCGACAGAGGUGUUCGUAGCGGACAUAAGAUUGAAUUCAGAGGCGAGGGUGACCAGACGCCAGGUGUUGAACCAGGUGAUGUUGUUUUCGAGAUCGAGCAAAAGCCCCACGACCGAUUCCAACGCAAAGAUGACGACCUAUUUUACCAUGCCGAAGUGGAUCUCGCUACUGCACUCGCUGGUGGAACAAUCUUUGUCGAACAUUUGGAUGAGCGGUGGUUAAGUGUUGAAAUACUUCCAGGAGAAGUUAUUAGCCCAGGAAGUGUCAAGAUGGUCCGUGGCCAAGGUAUGCCUUCAUAUCGUCAUCACGAUCACGGGAACAUGUAUAUCCAAUUCGAUGUCAAAUUCCCCGAGAAAAACUGGACCGCCGAUCCUGCAGCGUUCGAGGCCCUCAAGACCAUUCUCCCACCGACAGCAGCAGGCAUCACACCGCCUGCCGAUGCGAUGACGGAAGUUGCCGAUCUCGAGGAUGUCGAUGCCAGCCAACAAGCUAGAGCGCAAGGCGCGGGUGCCAUGGAUGAAGAUGAUGAAGAUGGCCCCGGAGGUGAACGUGUCCAAUGUGCUUCUCAAUAA
Molecule: messenger RNA, 1257 nt
Organism: Sclerotinia sclerotiorum 1980 UF-70
Lineage: Eukaryota; Fungi; Ascomycota; Leotiomycetes; Helotiales; Sclerotiniaceae
Exons: 4
Coding region: 1-1257 (418 amino acids)
Biological process (GO): response to heat; protein refolding
Cellular component (GO): cytosol; nucleus; cytoplasm
Molecular function (GO): Hsp70 protein binding; ATP binding
Source: RefSeq, a predicted model, not a curated record